UAGAAAGUAAAAGAGACAAUUAAGGGGCACAGGGGAGGUCCGCCGUCACGGCGCGAAGAUGUCGCCGAUGGCCUUGCGCGCGCCGUCGAGGGCGCCGUUCCAGCCGUCCCGCAGGAAGGCGUAGACGGGGCCCUCGCGCCGCGGCGGCGCGGCGUAUAGCGCGUCGUAGUCGAAGGCCGGCACCUUCGCGGGCGCGGCCGGCCGGAGCGCGGCGAUGGAUUCGUCUCGUCUCCUACGUAAUUCCUGCUGCAAAUAAUACCCGGCGCCACCCGCGGCGCCUAGCCCCACGCCGAAGCUCGCCGCGAGUUCUACCGCUGCGCGCACACCUGCCAUGCUCUAGCUCUGCCUGAGAUGUCGCGGUCGUCCGUCGUCCAGCCUGCAGGUGGUGCGUGGCGCGUGAGCCUCUUAAACAGUCCUUGGCGCCCGCGGGGCCACCUGGCUGGCGUCCCUGUCGUCCUCCUAUUCUCGUCCGAGUUAGCUAUUGUGUAACGCACUAGCUUUCCGCAGGUUGCUCAAGCGGCUUUUUCAGGCUAAAAAAAGCGAGGUGAGACUCCCGAUCCGACCUCAACACACAGCGCCGAAGCAGCUCGAAGCCGUGGCGCAAGCGCUCCGGCAGCCGCACCGCCGCGCCUCAGAAAGGCCGUCUCUAGCUGAACGGCAAAUUACAGCCUCAGCGCGAGGCGCGGGGCCGCGGCGCGCUUGCCGCACGCUUAGAACAAAGCCCCCGCUCCCCACGUCACAGCCGCCCACUCGCUCGUCCCGCGCAGGCCUAGGAGAGCCGCGAAGAACGCCGCAAGGAUAGCGGCGAUGAACGCCGCAAGGAUAGCGGCGGCCCGCGCGGCGCCGGCGCUGCGGCGCCCGGCGCGGUCCUUUACCGUCCUCGAGACCAUGGCGCGGCCCGUGGCGAACAUGCCCAACAAAAUCGCCGAGUACCGGACGCCCUACGUCCAGAACCUCCACCUCCACGGCGCGGACAACCCGACCUACCUCAAAGGCGGCCAGGGCGACCAGACCAUGUUCGGCGUCGGCAUCGCCCUCAUCGGCUUCGCGCUGGUCCAGGUGUCGCGCGGCCUCUACAACAUGUCGAACGGCGUCGGCAAGAACUCCUAGAGGACGCCCCCCGUGUUUAUUGAUUGCUGGUUUAUCUUAGAUAUCGCCUCGGGGGCGACCCGGCGGCGCGCGUCGGCGGCGUCUUCAUCACCGGCACCGUGCGGGCUUGGGUGCGCGCGGCGCCGUCGUUGGCCGGAUCCGAGGGCUGCCCCAUCGCGUCGCGCCAGUUCGACCGCGUGCGCUUCUCGUCGGUGGAGGGCGCGAGUGCUCCGCAGGACAGGAACGACAGGACACAGCAAUGGAGGGCGGCGUGCGCAUCCGCGAGGGAGCGCGGACGCCGAGCCCCGCCACGGUCGCGGCGGCCGCGGCCGCCGCCGACAAGGCGGCCGCGGACGAGCUGCGAAAAAUCAAUGAACAACGCGAACGCAUGCGAGAGAAGGGCGCAACGGGCGUGGCGCGCGCGGGCGCGCUGCGCGACCUCGGCACGAACGCGAGAGCGGCGGACUGCCGCGAGCUCUACGCCGCGUCGAAGCGGAACGGCCGCGUCGAUGACGCCUGCGCGCGCCAGGCGGCGCUCGAGGCGGCGCGGGACGUCAUCCGGCGCAACGCGGACCCCGAGGAGGUCGAGCUCGCGUUGGAUCUGGCGCAGAAGGCGUUGCAGAGGAGGAAGAGCGGCGGGCCGCGCGACGAGGACGCGAUGGCGCGGCUCGGCGCGCUCCAGUGCCUCCGCGAGGGCUUGAAAUCAAACGACGAGCACGUCCAGGCGCUUGCAUACAGACGCCUGCCGAACGCGGCCAAGGCCCUGGCGGACGGCGACGAUAAAGUCAGGCGCUGCGCGGCGCACGUCGUGAGCGACGCGCUCGGCGACGUCCGCGCGCCGGGCCCGAAGCCCCCGGGCGCGAACAAGCUGGCGCGGACGGCGGCCCGCGCGGCGGCGGCCGCGCUGGCCGACCGGUUUGGGGAUGCGGCGGCAGUCGUGGCCUGCGUCGACGCCACGGGUUUGUGGACGCCCGAGGUGACCGAGGCCGUCGUCGCGAAGCGCGCGGCGGCGAAGGUUAUGGAGCGGCGCGCCGUGGCCGACGCGCUCGCGACGGCGCCGGCCGGCGACGACGUCGACGAGGCCCUCGCGGCGCUGCUCGAGGACGCGGACGCCGGGGUCCGGGCGUCCGCCGAGUACGCGCGCCUGACGCAGGCGGCGGCCGCCGAGGAUAAACUCGUGCGCCGGCGGCUCCGCGGCGACGGCGACGACGAUGCGCAGUCGUCGUCGUCCGCGCCCCCGCCGGCGGAGAAGCCGCCGUCGCGCGAGCGGUGGCGCGGCACGGGGCGCGGCGACACGCCGCCGCUCGCGCCCGACGAAAUUGCCGCGGCGGCGGAGUUUCCGGAUCCGCCCGCCGACGACUCGGACUCGGACUGGGGCUCAGACUCGGACGGCGAGGACGCGCCGCCCGCGGCGCCGGACGAGACGCUCCGCCGGGGCGCGGGCGGCAUAGGCGAGGCCCCGGAGCCGGAAUUAACGGCGUUGUAACUAG
Pelagomonas calceolata is the source of this 2579-nucleotide messenger RNA. NCBI's taxonomy places the organism in Eukaryota, Pelagophyceae, Pelagomonadales, Pelagomonadaceae. The record is from the annotation of a GenBank genome assembly.